Molecule: messenger RNA, 2133 nt
Organism: Drosophila takahashii
Lineage: Eukaryota; Metazoa; Arthropoda; Insecta; Diptera; Drosophilidae
Product: neprilysin-1-like
Biological process (GO): proteolysis
Cellular component (GO): plasma membrane
Molecular function (GO): metalloendopeptidase activity
Source: RefSeq, a predicted model, not a curated record
AUGGUGUUUAUUGCAUUUACUCCCCGACUGCCACUUAAAUCGGCGACACUGUGGGCUGGUUUGGUUUUGGGGUCUCUGAGGUUGGUGGUUUACCAGGGUUCCGUUCUCGGGGGGCAGCAGGAGGAGCAGCAACACCUGAAGCUACGCAAAUACCCCGCAGGCGGCAGACCAAGCAAAACAGACGAUGGCCGUUGGACGAUAGACUGCAGAGCCCACAGCUUCGAGCAGCUGCCUUCUCCGCUCGUGUGGAAGAAAGUGCAAAGUAAAUGCACAACACAAAGUCUGCCUGGCGCCGCCUCUGGUGAACAGGUGAACAGCCAGGGGGCGUGGCAGGUGGGCAGGACGAAGGACCUGCCACAACUGCGGAGCGAUGGGAAUCCAAUCACCAACUCCAAAACUGAAUACCUAGAUUCCUAUGCGAAUCUCAUGAAGUCCUACAUGAACUUCAGUGUGGAUCCUUGUGAGGACUUUUAUGAGUACUCCUGCGGAAACUAUCGACAGAGUUCACCGCUUUUUUGGGUGAUCUGGGAUAAUAGCAAGGGUGACAUCACGAAAAACCUGGUUGGCAAGACGGAAGCAUAUCUAGGCAGGAUGGAUCUGGCGGAGUCUCUAAAUGUCCUCAAGGAACUGAAGGUGGCCCAAAGGUUAUACAACGCCUGUUUGGGAGCUUCUCUAUCUCCCUUUCCAGCCGAUGAUCCACAUUAUCUAGCACUCAUUCGGUCGAUCGGAGCGUUCCCCGCCGUCGAUGGACCCAACUGGAAUGCCUCCAACUUCAGCUGGUUCAACAUGAGUGCCCAAAUGAUCAACUAUGGGGCGAAAGGUUUGAUCGACGACGCGAUGGACAAAGAAUAUCCCUUUGAGCCGUACAUGAUUAGUCCGAAACUGGGCUUUCACAGCAUCGUGGAGGAGGACAUCAUCCUCGGCAACUCCGCUCAAGCCUACAAACUGGACAAGGAUCGCAUGCGCGGAUACCUAAGAUCCUAUAAGCUGCCAGAGGAUAAAAUUGCAGAAGUGAUCGAUGGAGUGUUUGCAUUCUGGCGAGAGGCUAUAACGGUGGAGGGAACGGAUCGCCCUGGAAACUGCGAAAAGUUCGAGAACAGCUACUUCCAGAUCGUUUGGAACGGGGAGCAACCAAAGGAAACCCCAAUGUGUGAAUCCUAUUUCCUAGAUAUGGACAAGGUGUAUGCGAGGCAUUCCGAGGCCGUGGCCAAUUAUCUGGCCAUGAAACUGCUGUUCGCAUUCGAUGCCCAACUCAAUGCCACCCAAACCCAAGGGGAUUAUUGUGAAAGAACACUGCGGUACACCAUGCCGUUCCUCUUCAACAAACUCUUUAUUGCGGAUCACCUUUCAGAGAAGAUAAAGUUGGAAGUGAUUGAGAUUAUGGAGGAAUUUGGGAAGAGCGUACAAAGGACGCUGGAGAAAGAGGGUAGGUUCGACUCGAAGGAUCCGAAGAAAGGACUGACCAAUUUAGCUUUAAUUGAGUCUUCUCUUGAGUUAAUCGACUUCAAAUUGCUCGCCGAUCGCAUAAUUCCGGAGAUUGGCCGUCUGGAAAUAGUCGACGAUAGUUACGCAGCCACCAAUAUAAAUCUGCAACGCCUCCGGGUCGACAUCAGUCGAUUCGGCACCCGUCACGCCCAUGAACUGUCCAAUUCCUCCCGUUCACAGAACUCCCUGUUGGAUGAGAUGUCUUCUGUGUCCUUAUUUUUUCAACCUCCCGUUUAUGACCCCUCUUGGCCUUUCUCCCUAAAAUUUGGUGGCCUCGCUAGUUGGCUUUCUCGCUUUUUGCCCCAGUUCGAAGAUGUAAGUUAUGAUUACGAUAUCGAAAGGUGCUUUGCGCCCUCGGAAGACUUUGGGGACUCGGGAUUGUCGUUCUCUGCCUACCAAAGCCGGAUAGAUCAUCUUUUGGAGAAUCCCAAGCAGGAGAAGAUCAGCGAACAGAUGCCAGGACUCGACUUGUUGCCAAAUCAGCUCUUCUUUCUGAAAUCCACUCAGUUGCUGUGCUCUGGAAACAAAGAGGAUGCUAAAUACAAGGCUGAGGGCUUCUUGGCGAGCAACGAAGACUUCUUCAGGGCCUUCAACUGUCCUGUCGGAUCUGGCAUGCGUCGCGUACCCAAACCUUGUAGGAUGUGGUAA